Oryzias melastigma (Indian medaka) is the source of this 2154-nucleotide messenger RNA. RefSeq names its product taste receptor type 1 member 1-like. Gene Ontology annotation, biological process: G protein-coupled receptor signaling pathway. The record is from RefSeq and is a predicted model, not a curated record. Gene Ontology annotation, molecular function: G protein-coupled receptor activity. The transcript has 6 exons. The coding region runs from base 1 to 2154 and encodes 717 amino acids. NCBI's taxonomy places the organism in Eukaryota, Metazoa, Chordata, Actinopteri, Beloniformes, Adrianichthyidae. Gene Ontology annotation, cellular component: membrane.
AUGAGUCGAUUAAAUGCAGAGACUGAAUGCAUUGCUCAAACUUCGGAGUUUAAAAAGAAAGGAGAUUACCUUCUUGGUGGACUUUUUGAUCAUGUCAGAGGAACUCUUCAUUCAAACAUCCCUGUUGCACCGCUGUUCAUGAUGGACCUCAUUCCAAUGAUUAGUUAUGGAGCCUCCAGUUCAGUCUUCUCUAGAAAACAGAAUUUUCCAUCUUUCCUACGAACAGUGCAUACCAAUGAAGAUGUCAUAGAAAUAAUUUGGAAACUUUUGAAAGAGUUUAAUUGGAACUGGGUGGCUUUCCUCUACAUUGAUGACGAUUAUGGAAGAGAUGGCCUGAAUGUUUUUAUAAAAAAGAUAAAGGACACUGAAAUCUGCAUGGCAUUCAGUUGUGGUCUCAGCAAGAACACAAAUUAUCCUAAACUUUUCAAACAGAUUGAAUCACUUAGAGUAAAAGUAAUGGUUGUGUUUACUGCUGAAUGGACAGCUGAAGAUCUCAUUAAUUCUGCAAUCCAACAAAAUGUCACCAACAAGGUGUGGAUUGCAGUGGAUGCCUGGUCUCUUCACAAAGGUCUCCCUAAAAAAGCAGGAAUCAGAAAUAUUGGGACUGUUCUUGGGAUUGCUGAGGGAAAAGUCACAAUCCCAGGAUUUAAUGAUUUUAUCUAUUCUUUUAAAGCUCAAAUUCAAUAUGAAAAUGAAGAGCAAGAUUCCUUUUGUAACCAGAUGUGUAACUGCAGCAGCUUGAGUGCUGAAGACAUCAUUACAGCAGAUCCCUCUUUCAAUUUCCCUGUUUACUCUGCUGUAUAUGCCGUUGCCCAUGCCUUACAUGCAGUGCUGCAGUGUGGAGCUGACAGCUGCAACAAGGACAUUAAGGUGUACCCGAACUUGGUCCUGAAUGAACUUAAAAAGUUAAACUUCACACUUUUAAAGCAAACAGUUCAGUUUGAUAAGAAUGGUGACCCCAAGUUUGGAUCCUAUGACAUCGUUUUCUGGAAUGAGGGUGGUGAUGCAGAAAGGAUCGGUUCUUAUACCUUCCACCCAAAAAUAACUCACUUUAAAAUUGAUAAGUCUAAAAUUCACUGGCAUGGAGACAAAAAGGAGCCUGAAUCAUUUUCUUCUGAGGAAUGUCCUGAAGGAUAUAUGAAAAAACAAGAGGGAUUCCACAAAUGCAGCUUUAGCUGUAAAAUCUGUCCAAAAGGAACUUACGUGAACACUACAGAUCCCUAUAACUGCAUCAGCUGCAAGGACACAGAGUGGUCUAAAGAGGGAAGUACAUCAUGCACUGCACGCCUGCUGGAGUAUGUCUCAUUCAGCGAUCCUGCAGCAAUAGUAAUCAUGAUUGGGACCGUGAUCUUAUUGGUCUUGACUGUAGCGAUUUCUAUUCUCUUUGCCCUUAACAACAACACACCAGUUGUCAGAUCUGCUGGAGGUCCAAUGUGCUUCCUAGUCUUAGGAUGCAUCAGCCUGUGCAGCAUCAGUGUAUUCUUUUGUUUUGGUAAAGCCACAACUGUUUUCUGCAUGCUGAGAUACUUCCCUGUCAUUUUGUUUGGUUCAGUUUGUUUAGCAUGUUUCGCAGUCCGCUCAUUUCAAAUUAUUUGCAUUUUUAAAAUAUUUGACAAAUUACCAAUGCUACGAAGUUAUUGGACAAAGUAUUAUGGAUCUUGUCUUAUUAUCUGUUUGGUCUUUUUUAUCCAGGCUGCCCAACUUAUUUCUGGAAUUAUCGUUUCCCCUCCAACACCAUACCCUGACACUUUGUCAUACUCUGAUAGAUUCAUCCUCAGAUGUUAUAUUUUAAAAAAUCACAAAGCAUCAUCAGGGUCUUUGUCUUUGCUUUUCUUAUUGUUGUUUCUUACUUUCUUUUUCUCGUAUGCAAGUAAAAAUCUUCCCAAACAUUACAAUGAAGCCAGAGCACUAAGUUUUUGUAUGCUGCACCAGAUUCUUAUCUGGAUUAUCUUUGCAACUGGAUACACACUUUAUCAUGGCAAGUACCUUCAGGUUUUCAGUGCUUUGGCAACACUCUUAAGUCUGUACUCUUUUUUAAUUAAGUAUUUUAUUCCCAAAUGUUACAUAAUCAUUUUUAAACCUGAACAAAACACUCAGCAGUACUUCCAAGAUCUUAUUCUGACUUAUUCUACGCAGUCACCUUAUAGCUUGUAG